AUGAAGACGGAUACAAAAAAGUCAUUCACAGGAGAAGACGACAAAAUAACUUCGAAAGCGCUGAAACUGAACAUGAUAUUUUUCGAUAUUCCAGCAUUAAAGUCCCAGUUAAGUGUUGUUUAUGAAACAACUGAAAUUAGUGAUAAAAAGACGCCUAUCAAUGUGUUAAAUUUUCCUAUAACAACUGGUUUAAAUAAGUCCCUUUGUGAAGUCGUCAAGUUGUGUGAAUUAGUACUAACCAUCCCAGCCACAAAACAGGACAAAGUAACUAAAAAAACAAAAGAACGCAAAAGAAAAAUUACCAAAGUUGUUAAAGAUUCUAAAGGAGAACAAAAGAAAAACGGAAAGCCUAGUAAAGAAAAAACGACGUCAAAUACGUCCUCGACCAAUGAAGAUGAUGUAGAUGCUAAAUGCAUUUACUGUGGCUACCUAUGGUGUCAGUCAUUAGAGAGAUGGAUUAAAUUCAUUAAGAUCAAUCUUGCGCAAGUUGAUGCACUAGAGACAUUAGCUGAGGGGGGAAAUGGACUGACAAGAACAAGUGCAUAUCAAAUGCACGCAGUGGCAUGCAAAUCUUCGUUUAUUGUAUCAGCAUCAUUAAUUGCUAAGUAUUCCGCCAUUUUGGAACCCGUAGCAAAUAUACUUCAAAUGAAGACACUUGAUAUAGUUAAAGGCAACGAGCAUAUUCAAACUAUUGUUGAAAUGCUAAGAGAUCAUCGGAAGAAUGCAGAGAACUUUACAGCUGACAUUUUAAAAGAUGCAGGCGAUAUAUCAAAGCCUUUGAAUGUUGAUAUAACUGUCGCUCUUAUUGCUGGCCGUCAAAAGCAUAGAAACAACGCUCCAGCCAAAAACUCAGGCGACUUUUGGAAAACAUCUCCCACAAUUCCUUACUUAGAUUCAAUCAUUGGAUCUCUACAAGUAAGAUUUUCCACAGACAAAUCUCCUGCAUUUUCAUUAACCUAUUUUCAUCCGGGUAACAUGAAACAUAUUUCAUUGAAAGAAUGGAAAAAAAGCACGUCAUCUCCUGAAAGUUUCUACAAUUUGAAAGGCAUUGAAGGAGAGAAGGCAUUUUUCGUAGAAGCAACCGAUACGUGGACGCUGCAAGUCAAAUAUGUACAAGCCAGAGACGCAGGACAAUAUGAAUGUCAAGUCAGUACAGAACCAAAGAUGAGCCAUUUUAUUAACCUCAAUGUAGUUGUUAUCACUCAUCAGUUAUCAGUUAUCAGUUAUCAGUUAUCAGUUAUCAGUUAUCAGUUAUCAUCAGUUAUCAGUUAUCAGUUAUCAGUUAUCAGUUAUCAAUCAGUUAUCAGUUAUCAGUUAUCAGUUAUCAGUUAUCAGUUAUCAGUUAUCAGUUAUCAGUUAUCAGUUAUCAGUUAUCAGUUAUCAGUUAUCAGUUAUCAGUUAUCAGUUAUCAGUUAUCAGUUAUCAGUUAUCAGUUAUCAGUUAUCAGUUAUCAGUUAUCAGUUAUCAGUUAUCAGUUAUCAGUUAUCAGUUAUCAGUUAUCAGUUAUCAGUUAUCAGUUAUCAGUUAUCAGUUAUCAGUUAUCAGUUAUCAGUUAUCAGUUAUCAGUUAUCAGUUAUCAGUUAUCAGUUAUCAGUUAUCAGUUAUCAGUUAUCAGUUAUCAGUUAUCAGUUAUCAGUUAUCAGUUAUCAGUUAUCAGUUAUCAGUUAUCAGUUAUCAGUUAUCAGUUAUCAGUUAUCAGUUAUCAGUUAUCAGUUAUCAGUUAUCAGUUAUCAGUUAUCAGUUAUCAGUUAUCAGUUAUCAGUUAUCAGUUAUCAGUUAUCAGUUAUCAGUUAUCAGUUAUCAGUUAUCAGUUAUCAGUUAUCAGUUAUCAGUUAUCAGUUAUCAGUUAUCAGUUAUCAGUUAUCAGUUAUCAGUUAUCAGUUAUCAGUUAUCAGUUAUCAGUUAUCAGUUAUCAGUUAUCAGUUAUCAGUUAUCAGUUAUCAGUUAUCAGUUAUCAGUUAUCAGUUAUCAGUUAUCAGUUAUCAGUUAUCAGUUAUCAGUGUUAUCAGUUAUCAGUUAUCAGUUAUCAGUUAUCAGUUAUCAGUUAUCAGUUAUCAGUUAUCAGUUAUCAGUUAUCAGUUAUCAGUUAUCAGUUAUCAGUUAUCAGUUAUCAGUUAUCAGUUAUCAGUUAUCAGUUAUCAGUUAUCAGUUAUCAGUUAUCAGUUAUCAGUUAUCAGUUAUCAGUUAUCAGUUAUCAGUUAUCAGUUAUCAGUUAUCAGUUAUCAGUUAUCAGUUAUCAGUUAUCAGUUAUCAGUUAUCAGUUAUCAGUUAUCAGUUAUCAGUUAUCAGUUAUCAGUUAUCAGUUAUCAGUUAUCAGUUAUCAUCCCGAAGAUCGAGAUCGAAGGCGAGUCCGAUAUCUACGUGAAGCGUGGGAGCACGGUCCAGCUCAAGUGCGUCAUCACGCAGUCCCUAGAGGAACCCGCCUACAUAUUUUGGUACCACGACGGGGAACGAGUGCUCAAGUACGACCAAAGUGCCAUCGACAUACGCAUGUCGCGCAAAGGCACUGACACCACCAUUAGCACCAUGACCAUUUUUCGUACCAGACCAGAGGAUGCCGGGAACUACACGUGCAGUCCGUCCAAUUUGGACUCUGCCAGUGCGUAUUUGCACGUCAUAAAUGGUGGAAAAAUUCAUGAUAUUUUAUUGGUUAUUUUAUAA
Messenger RNA from Psylliodes chrysocephalus, 2661 nucleotides. NCBI's taxonomy places the organism in Eukaryota, Metazoa, Arthropoda, Insecta, Coleoptera, Chrysomelidae. The record is from the annotation of a GenBank genome assembly.